CUGUUGGCGCAGCGCGGCGACCGGGUGCGGCGCCUUUAAGCGUCGUCGUGACACGUGUGUGAGGCGCCGGAGGCCCGGAUGCUGCGCUUGCAGGGCCGCGGGCCGGAGGGGAAGCCAGGGUUGUCCGGGUUUGCGGUGCGCCCGCGGAGAGGCCGGGUGAUGCACCAUGCCCAUAGUGGAUAAAUUGAAGGAGGCCCUCAAACCCGGCCGCAAGGACUUGGCUGAUGAUGGAGAACUGGGGAAGCUUCUGGCCUCCUCUGCCAAGAAGGUCCUUUUACAGAAGAUCGAAUUCCAGCCUGCCAGCAAGAGCUUCUCCUACCAGCUGGAGUCUUUAAAGAGCAAAUAUGUGUUGCUCAACCCCAAAACAGAGGGAGCCAGUCGCCACAAGAAUGGAGACGACCCGCCCGCCAGGAGACAGGGCAGUGAGCCCACGUAUGAAAGCUGUGGCGAUGGAGUCCCAGCCCCACAGAAAGUGCUCUUCCCCACGGAGCGGCUGUCUUUGCGGUGGGAGCGGGUCUUCCGUGUGGGCGCAGGACUCCACAACCUUGGCAACACCUGCUUUCUCAAUGCCACUAUCCAGUGCUUGACCUACACGCCGCCUCUGGCCAACUACCUGCUCUCCAAAGAGCAUGCCCGCAGCUGCCACCAGGGAAGCUUCUGCAUGCUGUGUGUCAUGCAGAAUCACAUCGUCCAGGCCUUCGCCAAUAGCGGCAAUGCCAUCAAGCCCGUCUCCUUCAUCCGAGACCUGAAAAAGAUCGCCAGGCACUUCCGCUUUGGGAACCAGGAGGACGCCCAUGAGUUCCUGCGGUACACCAUCGACGCCAUGCAGAAGGCCUGCCUGAACGGCUGUGCCAAGUUGGAUCGUCAAACGCAGGCUACUACCUUGGUCCAUCAGAUUUUUGGAGGGUAUCUCAGAUCACGUGUGAAGUGCUCCAUGUGCAAGAGCGUCUCGGACACCUAUGACCCCUACUUGGACAUCGCCCUGGAGAUCCGGCAAGCUGCGAAUAUCGUGCGUGCUCUGGAGCUGUUUGUGAAAGCAGAUGUCCUGAGUGGAGAGAAUGCCUACAUGUGUGCUAAAUGCAAGAAGAAGGUUCCAGCCAGCAAGCGCUUCACCAUCCAUAGAACAUCCAACGUCUUAACCCUUUCCCUCAAGCGCUUUGCCAACUUCAGUGGGGGGAAGAUCACCAAGGAUGUCGGCUAUCCAGAAUUCCUCAACAUACGUCCAUAUAUGUCCCAGAAUAACGGUGAUCCUGUCAUGUAUGGACUCUAUGCUGUCCUGGUGCACUCGGGCUACAGCUGCCACGCCGGGCACUAUUACUGCUACGUGAAGGCAAGCAACGGACAGUGGUACCAGAUGAACGAUUCCUUGGUGCAUUCCAGCAACGUCAAGGUGGUUCUGAACCAGCAGGCCUACGUGCUGUUCUAUCUGCGAAUUCCAGGCUCUAAGAAAAGUCCCGAGGGCCCCAUCUCCAAGACAGGCUCCUCCUCCCUUCCCAGCCGCCCGAGUGUGGCUCCAGAUCACUCCAAGAAGAACAUGGGCCAUGGGCUUGUUUGCUCCCCGCUGACUGGAAAGCGACAAGACUCGGGGACGACGAAGAAGCUGCACACCACUGACGAGAUCGGGGUGCCUGUUUCCAGGAAUGGCCCCAUGGCGGGCCUGAAGUCCCAGAACGGCUGUGUUCCUCCAAAGCUGCCCUCAGGGUCCCCUUCCCCCAAACUCUCCCAGACACCCACACACAUGUCAACCCUCCUAGAUGACCCUGGGAAGAAGGUGAAAAAGCCAGCUCCUCCACAGCACUCCUCCCCGUCCCCCAGAACUGCUCAGGGGCCACCCGCUACCAACAACUCGAGUAGCAGCAGAUCUGGGAGCCAAAGACAGGGCUCGUGGGACAGCAGGGAUGGCGUCCUCUCUACCUCACCUAAGCUCCUGGCUGCAGCCCCUGCCAACGGGCAUGGGCUGAAGGGGAACGGCGAGAGUGCUGGCCUCGAGAGGAGGGGCUCCAGCAGCUCCAGCCCAGAGCACUCAGCCAGCAGUGACUCCUCCAAGGCCCCGCAGGCCCCCAGGAGCGGAGCUGCCCGUCUCUGCGAUUCUCAGGAAAGAAACUGUUGCACCGCUGGUCACUCCAAAACGCCACCCAGUGGAGCGGACCCGAAGACGGCGAAGCCGAAGUCCCCUGUCCUGAGCAGCGCUGCUGCUGAGCCACCAAGCACCAUGUCUCCUCCGCCAGCCAAAAAGCUGGCCCUUUCUGCCAAGAAGGCCAGCACCCUGUGGAGGGCGAUCGGCAAUGACCUCCGUCCGCCUCCCCCCUCACCGUCCUCCGACCUCACCCACCCCACGAAAACCUCUCACCCCGUCGUUGCCUCCGCUUGGCCUGUCGGUAGAGCCAGGGCUGUGUCACCUGCUUCCCACUCAUCCAGCCGCCUGCACCCCCCCUUUAGCCCCCACCCUACAUUGCUGUCCAGUACCCCCAAACCCCCAGGGACGUCAGAACCACGGAGCGGCUCCUCCAUCUCGAUGGCCCUGCCUCAGGUCAAUGGGGACCUUGUGUCCCUUCCACACCAGCUGCCAGAGGCCAGCGAGCCCCCCCGGAGCCCCUCUGAGAAGAGGAAAAAGACCCUCGUGGGAGAGCUCCAGAGGCCAGGCUCAGAGACGUGCCUCUCACAGCACGUCAGGGAGGCCACUGCGUCUCCCCACAGGAAGAGGAAGAAGAAGAGGAGGAAGUGCCCAGAGGCCACAGCUGCCGCCACCCUGCAGGAGGGGCAGAUACAGAGACAGCGUGGGAGCCCCACGCACGGGAGGGAGGGCCAGGCACUGCUGCCUGCUGUCAGAUGGCAGGAAGAUGGCACAUGGCCACAGGUGAAUGGCCAGCAGGUGGUGUGUGUUCCGGACAGCCACCAUGAGAACAGCAGGAAGCGGAGGAGGAAGGGAGCAGAGGGUCUCGGUGAAGAAGGCAGCCUGCACCAGGACCCACCUUGGCACAGGAGCUGCUCUCCCACGGGUGAUGGUGAUCCAGAGGCCAUGGAAGAGUCUCCAAGGAAAAAGAAAAAGAAAAAAAGAAAGCAGGAGCCACAGCGGGCAGUAGACGAGGAUGGGCAUCUCGAAGGCCCGAGGAGUGCCAAGCCCCGAGACGCUGCUGUCCCUGAGUCCAGCAGCCACACACCAACUGUGAAUGGCUGGUGUCCUGGGGACUGCAUGGGGCUGGGCCCAGCCCCUCCUGUGUCUUGGAAUGGAAAGCGAGAGUCUGAUGUGGUGCAGGAACUGCUCAAAUACUCCUCCGAUAAGGCUUACGGGAGAAAAGUUCUGACCUGGGAUGGCAGGGUGUCGGCGGUCAGCCAGGAUGCAAUUGAAGAGAGCAGACUGGCCCGGACCCAGACCGUGGUUGACGACUGGGACGAAGAGUUUGACCGAGGGAAGGAAAAGAAAAUUAAAAAAUAUAAGAGAGAGAAGAGGAGAAAUUUCAACGCCUUCCAGAAACUUCAGACUCGACGGAACUUUUGGUCCGUGACUCACCCAGCGAAGGCUGCCAGUCUCAGCUACCGCCGCUGACGGUGCCAUUGUGGAAGAGCCUCCUGGAGACAAGGCGUCCCUUCCUGGGAGCUGUCCUUGUGGGCCUGAGGGAGCCUUCUGUGUGGGCUCUGCUGCCAUGGUAGGAGCUCUCCCGGUAUCAGUGUCCACAGACGACCCGAUGUAGAGCCUCUGAGGCUUCUCUAGAUUGGGACCUCUUUGGUGACAUUCCCAACCAGUUCUGCAAGAGAAGCUCCAGUGUGUGUGGAGCAGAGGUGGCCGCACGCCUGCUGGACAGCUGCGCCGGGCUGCGUGAUCUCACGUUCAUGGACAGUGUCCGUGCUGGCAGAGGCUCCUGCCCCUGGUUGGGGCUAUCGAGAGAGUGGGGGAUGGUGGCCACUCGUCCCCCAGGUGGCCUCCUGGUGCGUGGCUGGUUGCUCUUUGCGAGCCAUCCCUUGCUCCUUGGGGCUGGCACUACCGUUGUGUCUGAGUCCGCCCUCCCCGCUUCCUCUGUGGGGCCCCUUUGUUGGCCUCACCUGUACUUAGAAAGGAAGAGCCCUGAGGCCGACCCCAGCCAGCCACCUCUCCCUUUUAUGGAAUUCAAGAGGGUGACCCUGCUGUGCAGCCCUUUCUUGUGAGUAACUCUCGACUGUCCUGGAGAGCAGAGGCUGUUUGGGGUCAGGGGAGCCCUUGAUAUUACCUGCGAAUACAUCUGCUUUCAAGGCUGCUCGGCUGUGCUGUAGCUUCCCUCGAAGCUGCAGUAACCCACAGGUCUUCACUGAGGUGGUGGCCUUGGGGUAGAAUUCUCCAUUUAUUUUACUACUUAAUACAAAACAUUUAUUUUUGACCAGGCCUGUGGCUUCCAUUAGCAAUAUGUUUCCUUUCCCAAAUAUGAAAAUAGCGGCUUUGUUUGCUCAAUUUUGUGAGUGCUUUGGAAUUUAAAUGAUUGUAUAACUCAAGAUUACUUUUCUAUCUUGCUCAAGCUGUGCCUGCCAACUUGUAAUUAAAUAAAUAUGGGAAAUCCUCAGAGAAGGGGAUGUUUCAAGAAAAAGACAAAUGCCCUCAUAGGAGUGGGAAGCGUAAAGGUGACGAUGACACCCUUCCUUGUCGGGUCUCUCCCCAGCAUUUCCUCCCGGUGUCAUUGCAGCUGGAGAUGGACUUGGUGUUGGACUCAGAGCUCCUUCGGUGUGGCUCCGCGGGGCCGGAGGCGUCCUGCCGUCCAGGGGGCUGCCUCGCUCUCUGCAUCUCUUCCUGGGGCAGCUUUGCUUCCUGCCUCCGUGCUUGAGGCCUGGGUGGUUACCGGUUGUAGAAAGAAUUGCCUUUUUAAUAAGGGAAGAUACAUUUAUUUUUUCCACGUGGGUGGGUGGCUCUUUUUGGAUUUUCUUCCGUUUUUUACGUUUGUUUUUAGAAAGGUGGGAGAGAAUCAUGCUCCCGUGGCUGCCUCUGUCCCAGCAGCAGCAAGUGGAAGCCUGACCGGGUCAGGGUGUCUUCCUCGCUCUCCUGCGGACCAGUCUCUGAAUGUUCAAAGAUGAGGGCCUGGCUUCCACGCUCUGGCUUUGUAACUUACCUGGGAGGGAAAGCACAUGCCUUCAUGGGCAGGCUGUGUUCCUCUUCCUCCCGGUGUCGACUUGCGUUCCUGCGUGAACUGUUUCCUCUGCCAUGGUUUCCGCGUGGUGUUCUGUAGUUGAAAAUUAGUUGUCUGCUAGCACAAUCCGUCUCCUUCCUUUCUCUCCUCCCAAUCAGUCUCUUCUCUUCUCCACUAGAAACUGUAAAACCUUUUCCUGAGGGACACACGUUGAUUAACUCUUGGGCAGUAGUGAGCACGAGAUGACUUCUGCAGCCUUUAUCAGUGUUGGGUGGAGUCCUGUCCCUUCUGUCCACGGGAGCCAUCAGCUAGACGGGAGGAAAGAUGAGGUCCAGAAAACGAGCUCAUACCCCAGGCGAUGUGCACGUGUGGAGGUGACGUCAGUAAGUCGCGCCUUGGUCGUAGCAGUCAACUUCGUUGACUUGGGAUCUGGGUCGAUUGAGUUCUGUGCUUGGAAAUGGAGCUGGAGCGAGCAGGGCCUGUGCACAGCGCUGCCUCUCCUGGGUCCUCUCUCUCACCUGCCCCGCGUGCUGGUUGCAUGGCCGCACCUGUCUGUGUGCAGGGCUCUGUGUCCUCCUCUGCACUUCCUCUCCAGGGGCCCGGGGAGCCCCACAUGUUGCCAAGAUCUUGGUGCAAUAAAAUCCUCUGUUUUUGUGA
Saimiri boliviensis boliviensis (Bolivian squirrel monkey) is the source of this 5747-nucleotide messenger RNA. It is a transcript of the gene USP36, whose product is annotated as ubiquitin specific peptidase 36. Gene Ontology annotation, molecular function: cysteine-type deubiquitinase activity. The record is from RefSeq and is a predicted model, not a curated record. Gene Ontology annotation, biological process: protein deubiquitination; regulation of apoptotic process. Lineage: Eukaryota; Metazoa; Chordata; Mammalia; Primates; Cebidae. Gene Ontology annotation, cellular component: nucleus; cytosol.